AGAAGAUACAAGUGCGAGUACACGUUUGAUCAAUAAUGGGUAAAUGCUGCAGUAAAUGUUUCAGAAAGCAGGAGAAGGAUGACGAGGAUGAUUUUUACACCCCUGCAUCGCGGACACCACCUCGAUUGUCCUCCACACCUCCCCUGUCCAUCCGGCGGAGCUCCUCCUGGCCCGUCUUUCCUCCCCCAUCCACCCUCCCCUCCCUCUCUCCUCCUCCACCCACCACCCUCUCUCACUCCUGCCCCAACAUCACCAUCGACAUCGUCGCCCCCAUUCCCUCCCCGCCUCCAUCCCAGCUGCCUCCAGGUCUUGGCUCUUCCUAUCCCUCUGACUCUUCCUCUACUGCUCCUACGGAGUCGUCAGGGUCAGGGUUGCCUCUGGUCGUGGCAAGGGAUCUGGGUUUCCCCAACCUGGGAAAUACUUGUUUCAUGAAUGCCACCAUCCAGGCUCUUCUGGCGACAAGGCCAUUCACCAAUGAUGUCCUCAGCUUUCCCUGCCCGGAACAAAUUCCCUGUGACAGUAGCUCUCCUCCCAUUCUCAGGUGA
Molecule: messenger RNA, 545 nt
Organism: Engraulis encrasicolus (European anchovy)
Lineage: Eukaryota; Metazoa; Chordata; Actinopteri; Clupeiformes; Engraulidae
Exons: 4
Coding region: 36-545 (169 amino acids)
Biological process (GO): protein deubiquitination
Molecular function (GO): cysteine-type deubiquitinase activity
Source: RefSeq, a predicted model, not a curated record